Notolabrus celidotus (New Zealand spotty) is the source of this 734-nucleotide messenger RNA. RefSeq names its product gamma-crystallin S-1-like. The coding region runs from base 179 to 697 and encodes 172 amino acids. The record is from RefSeq and is a predicted model, not a curated record. The transcript is spliced from 3 exons. Lineage: Eukaryota; Metazoa; Chordata; Actinopteri; Labriformes; Labridae. Gene Ontology annotation, biological process: lens development in camera-type eye; visual perception. Gene Ontology annotation, molecular function: structural constituent of eye lens.
ACAACCAUUGUGUGUGGACGGGGAAUAGAGCGAGUAAGAACAAUGGGCAGACUCUAGAUGAGAUUUGAAUUGUAAUAAAGGUUACACGCACUGCUAAGCAUGCAUUUGGUAGUAUUGUCUCGGCCAUCUAUAAAGAGUACUGUGUUUGUUACAGCAUGUAGUGCAUUAAGCGUGACAGAUGGAGAAGAUUGUGUUCUUCGAGGACCGGGACUUCCAGGGGAAGUCCUACGACUGCAAAGGGGACUCCAUCGACCUGCACGGCUACAUCCGACGAUGCAACUCUGUGAAGGUGGAAGGAGGCUGGUGGGUUCUGUACGAGCGCAACAACUUCAUGGGGUACCAGUACGUCAUCGGUCCAGGGGAGUACAAGGACUACCACCGCUGGAUGGGCUUCAACGACUGCGUCAGAUCCUGCAAGAUCAUCAAAAGCGCUAAAGGGCCGUACAAGCUGAAGCUCUUCGACCGGCCUAACUUUGGAGGACAGUCCUUUGAGGUGACAGAAAACAUGAAGUCCGUACAGGAGAAAGUAUACAGACAAGAAGUCCAGUCCUGUAGAGUCCUCGGGGGCUGCUGGGUUUUCUUCGAACACCCAAACUUCUGUGGUCGUCAGUACCUGCUGGAGAAAGGAGACUACUCCCACCCCUCAGAGUGGGGGGCUCUGAGAGCCAUCGUGGGCUCCAUCAGGAGGAUAAUGUAGCUGCAGGAAAGCAUGGUAAUAAAUGUGUUUGAUGCUG